AUGGCCACCGUGGCCACGGCGACCACGCCCGCUCCUCCUAUAAAGCCCCAGACGGGCACCCUAGGGUUUCCCUCUACCCUCUCCGUGCCGCCGCCGCCACCUAGUAGGUCCAAGCCACGCCACGCCACCAUAGCCAUCGCCCCCUUCCACCAGAGAGCUUCCGAAGCACUCCCAUGGCUCUGCCGCAGCCACAGCCUCCUCCGUCGUUGUCCUCGCUCAUGGUUGGCUCACCGAUGGCGUAUUCAUCGACUACAAGCAUGCCAGGAGCCAGAUGUUGACACGGGCGACGCGAUCGUCUUCUUCCACGACAUCCUCUUCUUCGUCUACUUCGUCUUCUUCACGGAGCAGAGAAACAUCAAGUUCAGCGAGCUCCCUCGUCGUCUCCGUCAUCUCUCCAUCCGAUCUGUCUUCGCAAGCACCCCCAUGGUGAGCAGCCGCUCCUCCAUGCCUCGUAACCCUAUUGGUUUCCUCGCCGUAUAUCAGUGUCCUUCUCGUGUCCGAAGACCAGUCGCCGCGCUCUCGUCAUGCGGAUGA
Triticum turgidum subsp. durum (durum wheat) is the source of this 534-nucleotide messenger RNA. NCBI's taxonomy places the organism in Eukaryota, Viridiplantae, Streptophyta, Magnoliopsida, Poales, Poaceae. The record is from the annotation of a GenBank genome assembly.